CCACUACUGGCCACUACGGCUGCUGCUGCGACCAUGUACCAUCUCGACGUCUCCAUGGCCGGUACUGGUGUCACUCUUCUCUCAUCUCUCUCUCUCGCUCUCUGCCGUCGUUGUUGCAAGACGUGCCACCAUGAUGACGGUGGAUGGUGCCGACGGCUGAAGGCUGCUGGCCUCCUGUUCCAAAGCAGCCGUGAUGCAUUGUCGGGGUCGAAUCAGCUGGGAGAGGUGCUCCGGUGAGCCUGCCCCGCCAAGCUCCCUCCCUUCCAGCACUCCCCUGGCCCUGCUGCGUCCUGACGCCAAGUGGCCCGCCACAGCAAGCAAUGUAAUACUCCAUAAUAGCAGCAGCACUCAGGAGUCGCCGGAUCGUCAUGUCAUCUCUGCUGCUUCG
Messenger RNA from Periconia digitata, 388 nucleotides. NCBI's taxonomy places the organism in Eukaryota, Fungi, Ascomycota, Dothideomycetes, Pleosporales, Periconiaceae. The record is from the annotation of a GenBank genome assembly.